AUGUUGUCGGAAGAAUUCGUCUCAGGCAUCUGCGGCCAUCCUCUGAGCUCCAACACGUCCAUCGCCAAGGACGUGGGCAUCUACGGCCACACCCUGAGCCCUACCUACUCAGUCAAAUACAACUUCAAGAAGAGCUCAGCGCCGGUAAACUGCGUUGCCGUCAGCGAUACACAUGUCUACGCUGCUCAGGAGAACAAAGCCUAUGUCCACGUUUACUCGAGGAUACGCGGGAACCAGGAGGCUUUUGUGGCUUUCCCCGAGAGGAUCCGGUGCUUGACUUUGGCUGGUGACGUCCUGAUUUUGGGCACAGCAGAAGGUCGGCUCAUGCUUUGGGAGACCUCAACCGGCCGCCUAAUCUCCACCCCAGCGCGCCACGUCCAAGCAGUCUCCGUCGUGGUCUCCACGCCCUUCCAUGUCCUCACCGGCUCCGACGACUCAGACAUCCACGUGUGGUCCCUCCCCUCCCUUUUGGAACUGACGCCCUCCUCCGCCGAACACGAGCCCGAGCGCAGUCUCUCUAAUCACCGCGCCGCCAUCACCGCCCUCUCCGUGAACGCCUCGGUCUCCUACGACACUAACCUUGCCGUCUCGGCGUCUAAGGACAAGUCCUGCAUCGUCUGGAACUACCAAACGGGCGACGCCUUGCGCACCCUGCUUUUCCCCAGCUUUCCCUUGUGCAUGUCCCUCGACCCGGCCGCGCGCGCCAUCAUUGUGGGCUGCGAGGACUCGUCGCUUUACAUGGCCGAGUUCUUCAAGGGCGCUGGCGAUGGCAAGGCCCUUUUGGGCGCUCAGUCCGAGGACUCGGCAACGGUCAUGCAGAUUUCUUCACCCUUUGGGUCUACGCAACCUGGCGCUGGCCCGGCGUCGUGCUUGGCGUUUAGCUACGAUGGCACGACGCUCUUGACGGGCCACCCGAGGGGACAGAUCAUGAAGUGGGAUGUGGUGGAUAACAAGGCGCCAGUGGAGCUGACGAACCUCAACGCUGCGGUGACGAACUUGGUGUUUGUCUCACCGUUUGCCAAGAACAGGGUCGAGGCGACCAGGACGUCGACGAUUGUCAAGCCGAACCAGGCGGAACGCGCUUACACGGUUACGACGCAGCUUGAGGCGGAUCUGAGGAGCCAGACGAGGGUGGAUGAGUUGGUGGGCUCGACGGGUUUCAGCCAGCUGGCGCUGGAAAGCGCUAUUGCGGAAUUUCAGCAGGCCUUGGCGGAGAAGGAGGUUGAGAAGAAGGAAUGA
Molecule: messenger RNA, 1239 nt
Organism: Sordaria macrospora k-hell
Lineage: Eukaryota; Fungi; Ascomycota; Sordariomycetes; Sordariales; Sordariaceae
Biological process (GO): rRNA processing; DNA-templated DNA replication
Cellular component (GO): nuclear pre-replicative complex
Molecular function (GO): protein binding
Source: RefSeq, a predicted model, not a curated record